GCGUAUAUCGUAUUAUGCUGCGCGAGUAGAAGUGAUUUUCCCAAUUCGAUUUGUGUACCCUUGUCCUGUGCUUUCUUUACACAGGGACAACGCCACUGUGUAUGUAGCAUUAUGCAAUAAUUAUCUGAUAGCAGAAAUUAGUGCCUUUUUCUCCAUUUAUUAGCAUGGGCUUCGCUUUUUCUUCUUUUCUUUCUUUUUUUUUGGCAGUUAUAGCUAUUCAAGCAAAAGUACGUGUAAUUUUUCAUGGCUCUUUUAUUGUUUCACUGCUAAAGCAGAAGAAAAUCACUUGGUAAAGCUGAAUAGUGUUCUAUCAUGGAAAGUGGGUUUGUUUGUUUUUGUUUGUUUGUUAGAUUUUGUUGGGUGCUCGAUGAAGUAAGCAGUGCUUAAUCGUGCAGUUAUGGGUAUUUGAGCAGUCUGAGCCAGGAGUAGAAAUUCCAAUAAAGCACCUCUCCUUGUGCAUUCCUGAGCUGCUGUGUGCGCGCGCGUGUGUGCUUUUUUCCCGGUUUGUGACGUCAUCAUGGCAUGUUGGGGCUUGUUUAGCAGUGUUACGAUUUUACCCGCCAUUAGUAUCUUGUUGUUAUCUUGUGCUAGCCGCGUAGCGAUGUGUGGUGACUCUGCGAUUAUUCCUGAGGUCUUAAGCCUUUUCCCUCAUCGCUUAAGUGAAUUUGUGUACCCUUGUCCUGUGGUUUCUUUACGACGAUGCGGCUGUGCAUGUAGCAUUAUGCAAUAAUUAUCUGACAGCAGAAAUGGGUGUUUUGUCAGUUGAUGGUAGUUUGUUAGCAUGUGUUUAAUUUUUGAAGUCAUAGCUAUUUUGCUAUUCGAGCAGAAAUGCUGGUAUCUGAGGGUUUAACGCUGAGGGUAGAAAUUCCUGUCUGAGAUGAAUCUGCAUUUCACUGCAACUUGUUUCAUUUAAGUAAUAUUAUUGAAAUUCCACAGCCACUGUGAACAAAAAGGGAUGGUUGUGCGCCUGAUCAUGGAAGCAACUUGCAUAUCGGAAUGACACGUGAUGAUAGCGAACUUUGCACUCAGGUGCGGCAAUGGUGUAGGCGGACUGAGCAUUACGUGAAGCCAAGGGCAAGCUGCGACCUUGAACAUGCAGAGCAAGUUUAUUUUUAGGCUAUGACAACUCCUCGCACCCAUGCAUGUUGGGGCAUGCAGCGAGGUCGCCGCUAUAUAAGUGGGGAGGAUGUGUAAAGAGGCAGCAGUCUUCGCAUCGCUUCGGGAGUGUGCGGAGCUCGCUUCAAAAUGCCUAGAUGCGUGUUCUGCUUUUUUGAUCCUCAUGAUAUCGGUGAUGAUGAGCCAUUGGAAGAGAAUUCACCAUCUUCUCCAGACAUUUCAUCUGGCACAUUGCAUGCUCACGUCGAGCGAUCACAUCCCUAUGUGGACAUUUCCUUCCUGCCUUUCUUUCAAACUGAUAGUGCAUUUCGAGGUACCGUCAAAGCGUUUGUGCUAUUGGCAUCUGUUCACGAUCAGGGAGUAGAGGACUUGCGACAAUAUUUAAUGAACCACCUCCACAAUAUAAUUGCUAUUUUGCGAGCACAAAGAAUACCCUUUAGAUUUUGCAUUUGUUCUGAUGUUCUAAUGAUGAAAGAAAAUCGAGGGGAUAUAACCGCACACAUAGCUCAUUUUAUGGCGCUUGCUCGCGAAGUCCACAGCGACGGAGCUAUUGCAAAUACUUUGAUGGACGUGAUUCAGGAGUCCACCGGGCGCAUUGAAAAUUACCAGCGUGAGGGUAGUGGGUUUGUAUCCACAGACGUCCAAAAAGUUCAAAUGUGUAUUUCCGCUGUGAAAACUAAAAAGUUUGGAUGCGAGGGGGUACUUCCCACAAAUUUGGCUAAACGCAGGAAUGUGUUAACGAAUAUCCAUUUACCAGCACGCAAGGAGGGUGAAUGUUUUAAAUACAAUACACUCGCUCUCCUGCAUCCACAGGAAAGGAAUUCGUGGAAAAAAUGUGAAAAUUAUGCAGCAGAUUACUGGUGGCCAAGCCGCUUCCCUGUUUCAUUCUCUGAUCUGGAUGAAUUUGAAGUCCAAAACGAGAUAUCCGUGUAUGUCUACGCCUAUGUUGAUCAGGGAGUGCACGUGUCGCGACCCGCAAAACUGGAAUUCGAAAAGAAAAUUCAUCUUUUGGAGGUUGAUGAGCAUUUUUUUGGAAUAAAGUCCCUCGAACGCUUGUUGACAACAAGAAGUAACCAUUUUGUAUGCGAACGCUGCACACGCUCUUUCGUGAAGGAAGAGAGCAUGGCGAAACAUCGACGCCUUUGCACGGACAUAAACGAAAUCCUGUUGGAAUUUUGCGAGCCGGGAAAAAAUUUUGUAGAGUUUACUAAAAUACAGUACAUGCAACAGUACAACUAUGUCGUUGCGUUGGACACUGAGAGCGUACUCGCACCCAGUGGUGUUGGCAUGCAACGUCACAUUACCUCUAGCUUCUGUGCUGUGCUCGUGCGUACCCAUGACUCAAAGGUGAUGCGCAUUAGAACACACCAUGGGGAAGAUGCGGCAAAGCAGUGUGUGAAGGCACUCAUGGAAAUGCGUGAUGAAAUGAUUGCCUUGAACGCCUGCCCCGCUGCAAUGGUGUUGAGCGAUGAACAACAGGCCAAGCACAGAGCUGCUACCCACUGCGCAUACUGUAAACUGGAAUUCGCGAAAGACCUACCUCGUGUCCGGCAUCAUGAUCAUUCGAAGCAUUGUACUGCGGGUGAGACAAAUUAUAUCGCUACACUGUGCAACCCCUGUAACGUCGCGUGCACUACCAGAGAAAAAUUGCCGAUCAUGGUCCACAAUUUGUCUUAUGAUCUGGCUGGACUGUUACGGGAAUUUCACGUUCUCGGGUGGAAGCGACCUCCCUUCAUUGUGGCCAGCUCCAUGGAAAAAAUUCGUUCGUUCGAAAUUGGUACCUUCCUCUUCAGAGAUACCAUGCAGUACCUAAAUUCGUCGUUGGGGGACCUCGUGGAAACCGUCAAAUCCAUGGGGGGAGCCGAGGCGUUCCAAUGCUUGAAGCAGGUAUUUGGAGACGACUACAAAAUUUUGCUUCGUAAAGGUGUGUUCCCUUACAGUUACCUUAGUUCUUUUGCAGUGUACGACGAGUUGAGUCUCCCAGAAAAAUCCGCUUUUCGAAAUGAUCUAACUGGGGAAGAUGUAAGCGAUGAGGACUACCAGUACGCUGUGCAUGUAUUUGAACAUUUUGGGUGCUCGAGUUUACGGGAUUAUAACACAUUGUACCUGAAAACGGAUGCCCUCUUACAUGCAGACAUAAUGCAGCACUUCCGACGCCUGUGCUACAGCGCACGCGGAUUGGAAUUGCUUCAUAGCGUUUCUCUGGCAUCCUAUUCGUGGCAAUGCGCGUUAAAUUAUACGAAUGCAAAAUUGGAAUUGAUUACCGAUGAGGAAAUGUACAGAACCAUCGAAUCGGGCGUUAGAGGUGGGCUCUGUCAGGCGAGCAGGCGUCAUUUGCGUGCCAAUAACCCUCUGUGUAGCGGCUAUGAUCCUGAUCAAGAGGAGGUGUACAUAUCAUACAUAGAUUGCAACAAUCUUUACGGAUUUAGUAUGAUAAAGCACCUCCCUGCCGGUGAUUUCGAAUGGGUCGAGGAUUUUAGCUCCGUGGAUUUUAUGCAUCACCCCACGGAUUCGGAGGUGGGGUAUGUGUACGUAUGUGACUUGGAGUAUCCAAAAUCUAUCCACGCUCUAACGCGAUACUUCCCCCUGGUUCCCGAGAAGGCAGUCGUCCCGAAGGAAUGGCUCUCGCCAUUCCAGCGAGGGCUUCUCGAAGAAUUAAUGUAUCAGCCUGCUAACAGCAAAAAGCUGUUGCUCACGUGCAACGACAAGGUCGAGUACGUCGUUCAUUACGCGUUGCUCGCACUCUAUUGUAGAUUGGGCAUGAGGGUGACAAAAAUUCACCGAAUCCUAAAAUUUCGCCAGGCACCAUUCCUGCGUCCCUACAUCGAGGACAAUGUUGCCAGGCGCGUUGCCUCGAGCACAACGUUCGAAAAAAAUUUCUAUAAACUCUCAAAUAAUGCGGUAUUCGGGAGAACGCUUUUAAAUAAAUUUAACAUGCGUGAUAUUCGAGUAGCCUUCGAUGAGGAGACGGCGAGUCGCCUCGGGAGUCGGGCAGAAUGCGUGCGGAUGGAAAUUUUGUCCCCAGAUUGUGUCAUGUACGAAAUGCGCAAAAGAAAAGUGCGAUGCGAUUUCCCGCUCCAGAUUGGGUUUACGAUUUUAGAACUCAGUAAAUUAACCAUGUACUCAUUCUACUACGAAACUCUGCUGAGCAAGCUCACUUGUCCGGUGAUUACCUGCUACUUUGACACGGAUUCUUUGAUCCUCGGCCUAUUCUGCAAGGACUACGAAGAUCAGUUACGAGCGAUCGCCGACGACCACUUAGAUUUGUCUUCCUUUGAUCGGGAUCAUCCACUGUACAGUGAAAAGAAUCGUGGAAGACUUGGGGCAUUCAAAAGCGAAACUGGUAGUGUACCUAUCGAAGAAGUAAUAUGCUUGAAAGCUAAAAUGUACUCUAUCAAACUAGCUGGAGAAAAGCAAAUUGCAAGAGCUAAAGGGGUAAAGAAAAAUAUUGUACGCAAGCACCUCCUCCAUGAGACAUACCACGAUACCUUGUUCAAUCACACGAGCGUAUCGAAUGAGCAAGUGUCAAUAGUUGGAAAGAAACAGUGCAUGUACACCAUCAGAAAUGUCAAAAGAAGUCUGAUGGCAUAUGACGACAAGCGAUACCUCUGCAAUGACAUCGAAUCCUACCCUUACGGAAGCUGUGAAUAUGAAGAUGUGCAGGAAGAGAACUGAUACUUCUGUGACAUGCUGUUCUCGCGUGCUGUCUGGGACUCAGCCGUGGAUGGAGAAGGACGAACGCCUGGGUGAUCCACAUGGUACUUAUGCGAAAAACGCCAUGGAUGUUAAUGGAAAUGUCCAGUGUGCCUGGAAGUGCCCCAGAGAGAACUACAAUCUCUCUGAGACUGCCAUGAUGUACUCAAUAAACAUUGAAAACUA
Molecule: messenger RNA, 4995 nt
Organism: Ornithodoros turicata
Lineage: Eukaryota; Metazoa; Arthropoda; Arachnida; Ixodida; Argasidae
Exons: 3
Coding region: 1246-4791 (1181 amino acids)
Source: RefSeq, a predicted model, not a curated record